AGUGCAAAAGAGAGAGAGUAAGAGACGGAAGAGAACCACUCCAGCACUUCUCUCUCAGCACUUUUCCUGCUGAGAGAGGGCAGUCCACUGGUCUAACGGUAGAAGAGCAUUAACACCAGAUCUUCUUUGCCCUCCUCCUGUCUAUUUCAGAACCAGUGAAGAUGACGACCUGUGGCAUCGUGACGAAGAGCCUGCUGCUGCUGGCUGUGGUGGUCGCUCUGAUCGGACAAGGAUCUGCAGCAGUUCCGAAGUUCUCUGAAUGCUGCACCAGGGUGAGCAGACAGCAGAUCACUGAAACCAUCGUGGACUACACGGUGCAAAAGAGAAACAAUCACUGUGUCAAUGCCAUCAUUUUCCAAACAGAGAGCGGUAGUUUGUACUGCUGCAAACAUGAUGAGAGCUGGGUGAAGGGGAAGGUCAGGCAGCUUAUGAUGAGACAAAGCAGCAUUGGCCUCCGCCCCCUCCCUCCUUAUCACCUUCCCCCCCUCCUUCAAGAGCCGGGCAGAAAAAAGAUUAGCAUUGGCCUCCGCCACUGCCUUCCUGUAGCUCAUCACCUCCAGCUCCUCUCCUCCACCAUUGGAGUGAACCAACGCCACGCCCUCAACGCAUUAUACCGUCCAAUAGAAAUGCAUCUUAUUCAGCGGCGGCCAACGAGCUCCAAGAUGGCUGACCAGAUACUUUUGAAGAGGAAAACAAUGAGCUGCUAGAUUUUUUUUUAAAAUUAAUUUAGGGAACUCCAGACAUACAAGGAUUUUUGCGGAAUUGGUUUAGGGGCACGUGCCAAUUUUUUUGAAUGAGUUCUGAGUUUGAAGUCAGAACUCAAAAAAAAGAAUCACAUUUUGCCCUAAUCCUCUUCUCUACAUUGUCAACCCGUUAUAGGUUAUUUAUUAAAUUAUGAUAAUAUAGCACAACAUUUAAAUGUAUUUUCAAAAGAGAGUCCUAUUUAUUAAUUGCAUUCAUCGUUUUUAGAAUUUUAAUAUUCAAAAGUAUUUUGUGGGUUUGAAUAUCAAUAAAAUAUGUCCUAUUCUAUAA
This is a messenger RNA of Gadus morhua (Atlantic cod), 1032 nucleotides long. Its product is annotated as C-C motif chemokine 20. Gene Ontology annotation, cellular component: extracellular region. The coding region runs from base 162 to 707 and encodes 181 amino acids. Gene Ontology annotation, molecular function: chemokine activity. The transcript is spliced from 5 exons. Lineage: Eukaryota; Metazoa; Chordata; Actinopteri; Gadiformes; Gadidae. The record is from RefSeq and is a predicted model, not a curated record. Gene Ontology annotation, biological process: immune response.